CGGGCGGGCAGUGAGCGCGGCGCGGUGGGCGACGAGGAUGGGGCCGGGGCGCCCGGGAGAGCCGCAGCCUCAGGAGCCCCGCUGAACGCGGCCGCGGCGACCCGCGCAGGAGCCGACAUGUGUCUGUGCCUCGGUGGCCUGAGCGUGUGUGACUUCCGGAGGGUGCUGAUGAAGACAGGUCUGGUGCUGGUAGUGCUGGGCCACGUGAGCUUCAUCACAGCCGCCCUGCUCCAUGGCACCGUGCUGCGCUAUGUGGCUGCCCCCCACGAUGCUGUGGCUCUGCAGUACUGCGUGGUCAACAUCCUCUCUGUCAUUUCCGCUAUCGUGGUCAUCGCCUCUGGUAUUGCAGCCAUAGUGUUGUCACGCUACCUUCCCAGCACCCCUCUGCGCUGGACAGUGUUUAGCUCAAGCUUGGCCUGUGCUCUCCUCUCUCUGACCUGUGCCCUUGGCCUCUUGGCCUCAAUUGCUGUGACUUUUGCCACCCGGGGCCAAGCACUACUGGCUGCCUGCACUUUUGGGAGCCCUGAACUACUGGCCCUCACACCUGACUGCCCGUUUGACCCCACACGCAUUUACAGCUCCAGCCUGUGCCUGUGGGCCAUCGCACUAGUGCUCUGCAUGGUGGAGAGCCUGUUUGCUGUGCGCGGCGCCCAGCUCACCCACCAGCUGCUGGAACUGAGGCCCUGGUGGGGGAAGAGCAGCCACCACGCGAUGCUAGAGAGCCCAGAGCCUGUGGAGGGCCAAGACCUGCUGAUAUACUAGCUCUGAGCCUCUGACCCUCUGAAAGCUGAUGUCUCAUCCAGGCCCCAGGACCACUGGCAACCAAGUCUGUACCAUGACCAAGCUAAGAUUCCUGGAACUGGCCCAAGAGGGUUCAAUGGACCCUCAGAGAUCCAAAUGAGGCUUUCGACCCCUUCCCCUGACCACCUAGCCCACUGCACUGAAAUGAGACUUUAUUCUGAAGUUAUUAAAAAGAACAGAGAUGUUC
Messenger RNA from Otolemur garnettii (small-eared galago), 988 nucleotides. RefSeq names its product transmembrane protein 54 (gene TMEM54). The record is from RefSeq and is a predicted model, not a curated record. The transcript has 6 exons. The coding region runs from base 118 to 762 and encodes 214 amino acids. NCBI's taxonomy places the organism in Eukaryota, Metazoa, Chordata, Mammalia, Primates, Galagidae.